AUGGUUAAUAUCUAUACCGAAAAAGACGCCAACCUGUCGAGAUUAGACGGCAAGACUGUCGGAAUCAUCGGCUACGGCAGUCAGGGACACGCCCACGCGCUAAACCUCUACGACAGCGGUGUAAACGUUAUGGUUGGCCUCUACGAAGGUAGCCCCAGCCGUGAAAACGCACGCAACGCCGGCCUUACCGUCGACAGCGUGGCCGAAGUAACCAAAGCAUCUGACGUAAUCAUGGUUGCCGUCCCCGACCACGUGCAGAAGGACGUAUACCGCGACGAGAUUCAACCCAACCUCGGACCCGGCGCCGCUCUCAUGUUCGCCCACGGAUUCACCAUCCACUACGGGUUUGUUGCACCGCCACCCUCCGUGGACGUGCUGAUGAUCGCGCCCAAGGCUCCCGGUCACCGGAUGCGUGAGCAUUUUGUCCAGGAAGGCAUCGGCGUCCCCUGUUUGCUCGCAGUGCAUCAGGAUGCCACCGGCAACGCCAAGGAAAUUGGCCUGGCAUACGCGGCCGGCAUCGGUUGCGCCAAGGCCGGAGUCCUGGAAACCACCUUCAAAGACGAAACCGAAAGCGACCUCUUCGGCGAACAGUCAGUAUUGUGCGGAGGCGUUACGUCGCUCAUCAAUAUGGCUUUCGAAACGCUGGUGGAACGGGGAUAUCCGCCCGAAAUUGCCUACUUCGAAUGCCUCCACGAACUCAAGAUGAUCGUUGACCUCAUCCAGCAGGGCGGGUUCAACUACAUGCGUUAUUCCGUCAGCGACACCGCCGAGUAUGGCGACCUGACCCGCGGCAACCGCGUCAUUGACGAAAACGUCCGCAGCAACAUGCACCGCGUCCUCGACGACAUUCAGAGCGGCGCGUUCGCCAAGGAAUGGAUGUCCGAAUGCGACGAGGGUCGCCACAAUUUCCUGCGGUUGCGCCAGGAAGCCCGCACCAGCCGAAUCCACGAAGUGGGCCGCGGGCUGCGUGAAAUAAUGCCCUGGCUCAAUCCCCGCGAAAUCGAGUGA
This is a messenger RNA of Geodia barretti, 1008 nucleotides long. The record is from the annotation of a GenBank genome assembly. NCBI's taxonomy places the organism in Eukaryota, Metazoa, Porifera, Demospongiae, Tetractinellida, Geodiidae.